This is a messenger RNA of Setaria italica (foxtail millet), 1066 nucleotides long. RefSeq lists its product as uncharacterized. The coding region runs from base 85 to 870 and encodes 261 amino acids. The record is from RefSeq and is a predicted model, not a curated record. NCBI's taxonomy places the organism in Eukaryota, Viridiplantae, Streptophyta, Magnoliopsida, Poales, Poaceae. The transcript has a single exon.
CGUUGCUGCCAAAUUGUUCUUCCGCGUCUUGUUGUGCUUGUGCUGCGUGUGAUCUAGCUACGAGUAUACAACCGAGGGGAAGAAAUGAGGCAGCACCAGGACCCGCCGGCGGAGAUCUUCCACCCAGCGCACCCGGCGCACGACCUCAAGCUGGUGACCGCCGGCGGCGGCGCGACGGCGACGUUCGUGUGCGACGGAUGCAAGGAGCCCGGCGGCGGGGCCCGGUACACGUGCGGUUGCGGGAGCGCCAGCUUCGACCUCCACCCGCCGUGCGCCCUCGCCGACGAAGACGAGGCCCUGCGGCACCCUCUGUUCCCCGGCCGCGACUUCUUCUUCCUCCCGGAGCCUCCGCCGCCGGUGGACAGGACGAUCUGCGACGCCUGCGGCGAGGCCGCGCGCGGGUACGUCUACCACUGCUUCGAGGGCGACCUGGACCUCCACCCGUGCUGCGCGCGCCUGCCGGAGCGCAUCCUCCAGGACGGCCGCGUCUUCGACCUCCGCCGGAAGACGUCGCGGCGGCCGUGCGGCCUGUGCGGCGACAACCGCCGCCGCGACUUCUGGGCGUACAGCUCCUACUUCGACGGCGAGGCCGUGGACCUCCACGUGGCGUGCAUGAAGGACGUGGCUCGCCUGAGCUGGGAGGCGGCCUGCGAGGACCGGGCCGGCGGCGGCCAGAUCGUGCAGGCGAGCCUGCCCAACAUGGACCGGACGCUGCAGAGCUUGCCCAGGAGCAAGAGGAGGAGGAGUGGGUUCGAGCAGUUCAUCAGGAUCGUUAGCACCGUGGCGAGCAUCAUCAUCGCUGUGAUUUUUGGCAACCCCGUGGCGAUGAUGGCCGCCAUAGCAGGGCCAGGUGGUUUCCUUCGGGGUUAGUUUUUUUUAUCGAUCGAGGUGCCAAAACAUCAAGGGCCAGCAGGGUUAAUUUUUUGUUUACCUUACUGUGAGUUACUUGAUGUACACGUCUUUUGUUUCAUUCAUUUGAAUACCGAUUUAUUCAUGUAUGUUUUGGUGUACCCUUUUGUUAUUCAACCAUUGAGUGUUGUAUGGUAUGCACAGUGAAAUUCUGUAC